This is a messenger RNA of Coprinopsis cinerea okayama7#130, 14997 nucleotides long. RefSeq names its product MDN1 midasin family protein. Gene Ontology annotation, biological process: ribosomal large subunit assembly; rRNA processing. Gene Ontology annotation, cellular component: nucleus; preribosome, large subunit precursor. The coding region runs from base 1 to 14997 and encodes 4998 amino acids. The transcript has 19 exons. The record is from RefSeq and is a predicted model, not a curated record. Lineage: Eukaryota; Fungi; Basidiomycota; Agaricomycetes; Agaricales; Psathyrellaceae. Gene Ontology annotation, molecular function: ATP hydrolysis activity; ATP binding.
AUGACGACCGUAACGACAUACCGAAAUCAAAAUCCUCUCGCAGUCCACCUCCAGCGACAAACUCAGCAUCUAGCCUCUGUCAUACCACCAGGAUCAGUCUCUAUCACAGAGCUCCAAAAUGCAUCUAACACGCAGUCUUUCUUGAACACGUUGUCGACCUUGUUGUCGAAUCCAGCCUAUACUCAAAUCGUCGCGACUUUGUUUCGCCCUAUACUCAUGGACCUGUGCGCUCGAUGGCUGGAGGAUGGAAAAAAUCCAGAGAGAAACCUGUGUGCUCUGGCAUACUUGCUGGAGGUUCACGAGGAACUAUUCCCAAUACUUUCACGACUUAUGCAAAACUACUUCCCGCGGGGACCCCUCACCUUCGUAUGCGCCACUUCACUAGAAUCAAUAGACAAAUCACGGCUAUCGGCAAUUCUACUUGCCUACUAUCGAAUUUUACGCGCUAAUCGUCAACUACCUUCGCAAUGCAAUUGGUCCCCUGCGCUACUGUCCACCUUGAUGUGGACGAAUGGGCUUGAACACGGUAUUCGCUUGCUCGCAGCAAAAUGCUACGCCAUCCAGGUUGGGAUGGGAGAUGCAGAGAGUAUGCGUCUCGAGGAAGAGGUUGUUGGUCGGAACGACGACUCGGAGUGCGUUGUGGAAUAUGGGAGCGAGGUUGAUGGAUCUACGAAGCACAUGGAUUGCUGGAUAUUGGAAAAUGCUGAGAGUGAAAGAGUGUGUCGGACUAGGAAUAAGUUGGUGACAGAGGUGGUCAACUUCUAUCCUACCGACGACACCGAGCCCCGAGUUCAGCUCGAAGAAGCAGAUUUGAGCCCAUACCUUGCCAACAUCGAAGGAGUGCUCCUCCUAAAAUCCGUUCCUCUCCCCCCGAAACCGACCAAUUAUAUUCCAACGCCGUCGGGCAACGACACCCUCAGAUCCCUUGCCCACCAUGUGUCUCUACGACUACCGACCCUGCUUACAUCGGCUCCUUCGGCGGGGAAGGCCCUCAUCCUCGCCUACUUGGCGGCGCAACUCUACCCAAAUGUCAAAAACCAAAUCAUCACGAUUCACCUCGCUGACACCUCCUUGGACCCACGUUCGUUGCUUGGGUCAUACAUUUCUUCGACAACGCAGCCAGGAACCUUUGAAUGGAAGGAAGGAGUCCUCGUUCGCGCCAUGAGGGAGGGCAAAUGGAUCGUCUUGGACGAUGUUGACCGGGCCAGUAACGAGGUGUUGGGGACGCUCAAACCUCUUGUCGAAUCCUUGGGCAUGGACAAAUGGAUCGGAGGGCGGGCAUCCAUCUAUGUACCGGGGCGGGGAGAGGUUGAAGCCCAUGAAGACUUCAUGCUCUUCGCCACACGGUCCAUUGCCCCCUCCCCCACAGGGAAGUUCCCUUCGCCGACCUUCUUCGGAGCACACAAGUUCUAUGAAACUACACUGCAGUCUGCAACACCCGCCGAGCUCGAGACCAUCAUCAAGACUCAAUUCCCCAACCUGGCGGGCGCGUUGGCCAAUGCUGCCAUCAACCUCUGGACUUCGAUCAAAGAGCAACCGCGGGCAUCAUCAUCCAGGACAGUUGGGUUGCGUGAACUGGUGAAGUUUUGUCAACGGCUGGAAGGGCUACUUCCAACCUCUCAAGCGAUGGAUAUCGACGUCCAAAACCCCUCGGAGAUUACGUUGGCAGACUUGCUCUCGAACCCAGUUGUUCGAGAGGACCUGUUCCUAGAGGCCAGGGAUGUAUUCUUUGGCUCCGGGACGUUGACUGCGAGUGCUAGGGCUGCCACAGAGAACGUCGCUCGUGUGAUCGCCCAACAUCUCUCCUUGGAUCAAGAGCGAUGCCACUGGCUCAUCAACAAGAAAACGCCUGAUUUCUAUGUUCAAAAAGACGCCAAUGGCCAUGCCACCGGACUCCGAGUGGGAAGAACCUACCUCCCCGCACGAAUCACGAAGUCAGAUCUUUCGAAUCACCAAAGCCGCCCAUUCGCACUCCACCGCCCGGCAGUAUGCCUACUCUCACGUGUGGCAACCGCAAUUUCCCUCAACGAACCCGUCCUCCUGACCGGAGAAACGGGAACAGGAAAGACCAGUGCUAUCACCCACAUGGCGUCUCUCUUGCGCAGGCCUCUGAUCUCCCUCAAUUUAUCUCAUCAGACAGAGUCUUCCGACUUGAUUGGAGGCCUGAAGCCUGUGGAUGCACAUGUCCCAGCUUUCGCCUUAUACGAGGAGUUCAUCGAGCUUUUCGGGUCGACCUUCAGUCGGAAGAAGAAUGAGAAGUUUGAAACUGAGGUGAGGAAGGCUGUGAACGAGGCCAAGUGGAAGAGGGCAAUUGGGUUAUGGAAGGAGAGUGUUAGGAUGGCUCAGGAGAGGUUGUUAAAGAAGGGCGUCCAAAGUCUGGACAGGGAACAGGAAUCCACUUUACCUCGCAAGCGUCGGAAGCUCGAUGAAAACGGCACCUCAUCUUCGCUAGAUAGAUGGAACAGGUUCCUGGCCAGUGUAGAGCAGUUUGAGGUGCAGCAUGUACACGGGCAGGGCAAAUUUGCCUUUGGAUUUGUUGAAGGUCCUCUGGUGAAGGCGCUUAGAAAGGGCGACUGGAUACUUCUUGACGAAAUCAACUUGGCGAGCCCGGAGACGCUGGAGUCUGUCACCAGCCUCCUUCACGGUCCAACAGCAUCUAUCACACUCACCGAAAACGGGGAACUUGAACCUAUCCCCCGGCAUCCUGACUUCCGUCUCUUCGCAUGCAUGAACCCCGCAACCGAUGUCGGCAAGAAGGACCUUGCGCCUAAUAUCCGCGCUCGAUUCACGGAGAUCGACGUCCCCCCUCCGGAUGCGGACAAAGAUACCCUACUCAGUAUCAUCGAGCAAUACAUCGGAUCCCACGCCAUUGGAGAUAAAGGCGUCAUCAUGAACGUCGCGGAGUUCUACAUGGCGGUAAAAGAUCUCGUCGAGAAACGCCAGUUAGCCGAUGGCUCAAACCACCGUCCACACUUUAGUAUGCGUUCGCUUUCCCGUGCCCUGACGUUUGCCUCGGACAUCGCUCAUGCUUACUCUCUUCGGAGAGCCGUUUGGGAGGGAUGCUUGAUGGCGUUUACCAUGGUGUUGGAUGAGCAGAGUGCGCAAGUCGUUACCGCUUUGGCCCACAAGCACCUCCUCAAUGGCGUCCGCAAUCCUCGAUCUAUGUUGGCGAAAGAGCCCAACCCUCCUGCUAAUAGAGACAACUAUGUCAAGUUUGGCCCUUUCUAUCUGGAGAAGGGACCCCUCCCGGAAGAUCCCGUUGAGGAGUACAUCAUGACUCCCUCAGUGGAGAAGAAACUCAUCGACCUCGCCCGUAUCAUCCUCACCAAACGGUUCCCCGUCCUUAUCGAAGGUCCCACCUCCAGUGGAAAGACGAGUUCCAUCGAGUACCUGGCCAAACGCACGGGACACCAUUUCAUUCGCAUCAACAACCACGAGCAUACCGAUAUCCAAGAAUACCUUGGUUCCUACGUUUCCGACCCUGUCACCGGGAAGCUCGUCUUCCGCGAUGGCCUUUUGGUACAAGCACUGAGGACCGGGAGUUGGAUCGUUUUGGACGAGCUCAACCUUGCCCCCAGCGAGGUUCUGGAGGCGCUCAAUCGGCUUUUGGACGACAAUAGAGAACUAGUGAUUCCAGAAACUCAAGAAGUUGUUCGACCUCAUCCCAGCUUCAUGCUAUUCGCUACCCAGAAUCCACCUGGAUUGUAUGGCGGUCGGAAGGUCCUCUCGCGGGCCUUUAGGAAUCGUUUCCUCGAAGUUCAUUUCGACGACGUACCGCAAGACGAGCUCGAAACCAUCCUGUGCCAACGCUGCCGCAUCGCCCCAUCCUAUGGGAAGAAGAUCGUGAUGGUCUUCCGGGAACUACAAAAGCGCCGUGAGAGCAGUCGUGUCUUCGAGAGCAAGCAAGGUUUUGCAACUCUCCGAGACUUGUUCCGUUGGGCUGGAAGGGAUGCCGUAGGGUACCAAGAACUGGCAGAGAACGGUUAUAUGCUUUUGGCAGAACGAACAAGGCGAGAAGAAGACAAAGCAGCCGUCAAGGAGGUCAUCGAGACGAUCAUGGGCGUCAAGAUCGAUGAAAACUCUCUCUACGACCUUAAGCGACCCGAACUCGAUGUCAUCCAGUUCCUAGGCUGCCCCUUCCCCCAAACUGCGAACGUUAUCUGGACCAAGGCAAUGCAGAGGUUGUUUGUCCUGGUGGCUCGUGCCCUCAAGUAUAACGAACCCGUCCUCCUGGUUGGAGAAACAGGCUCUGGAAAGACCUCUGUUUGCCAAGUAUUUUCCGAUGCCACCAAUCAACAAUUGCGUGGUCUCAACUGCCAUCAGAACACCGAGACCGCUGACAUCAUUGGUGGUUUGCGCCCGUUAAGAAACCGUUCCGCAAUGCAAGCUGAAGCUCUGCAAGACGCAACCCAGGUCCUUCAGAAGUUGCGCCUCUGCGAUGUCGACACUGACCCCGCGGUGGUCCCAAGCCUGGUUCAACGGACCUUAAAGACUGCCCCCGAUUUGGAUGCAGAUUCGCGCACCCAGCUUCAGAAGGUCCAGACGAAGUUCCUUCAAUCACAGUCGAUUUUCGAAUGGCACGACGGUCCGUUGAUCUGCUCCAUGCGUGACGGAGAUGUCUUCCUGCUGGACGAAAUAUCCCUUGCCGAAGACUCUGUUCUCGAACGGCUCAACAGUGUUCUUGAACCCGCUCGGAGCAUCGUGCUAGCAGAGCAAGGCGGUUCCGAUCUCGAAGGGCGCAUCAUUACCGCUGCAGAAAACUUCAAGCUUAUCGCUACGAUGAACCCUGGAGGUGAUUACGGCAAGAAGGAACUGUCUCCAGCCCUGCGGAACCGCUUCACCGAGAUCUAUGUCCCCCGUGUCGACGAUCGAGGUGAUUUAGAACUCAUUAUCGACAAUCUUUGGAAGAAAGAAGACCUUCGAGUUUACACACGACACAUCCUCGACUUUGUGGAAUGGCUCUGCAGCCGUGUGGGCGAUAAAAGUUUGCUGGGGCUGCGAGACAUUUUGGCGUGGGUCGCUUUCACCAACUCUGCAUUGCCAUCUGGGAAUCAGGAUACGGUCAGAGCGUCUCAUAUCUUUCACCAUGCUGCACAUAUGACCUAUUUAGAUGGGCUGGGAUCGCUACCCCAGCUAUCGGGGUAUUCCAGGGAUUCCAUUAAGCGUAUCCAAGACGAAGCUUCAAAGAAGCUCAACGCCCUUGUCCCAAUACCUCCUCAACCUUACGAGGCGCUCGCGGACGUCCCAUCACACUCCCACAUCCAACUGGGCCCGUUCUCGAUGAAGUGCGGCGGCUUGCAACCUAAACCACACCUCUUCACUCUCUCCGCCCCGACCACACAAAGCAAUGCAAUGCGGAUUGCCCGCGCUUGCCAGGUCUCCAAGCCGGUGCUACUCGAGGGUAGCCCUGGCGUCGGCAAGACAAGCUUGAUCGCCGCCCUCGCCAACAUCACCGGCCAUAAGCUUCACCGGAUCAAUCUUUCGGAUCAAACAGACCUGGUCGACCUUUUCGGCUCCGACUUGCCAGUUGAAGGUGGCAAACCAGGAGAGUUUGCGUGGAGAGAUGGAGAAUUCUUGCAAGCGUUGCAACUGGGACACUGGGUUUUGCUAGACGAAAUGAACCUUGCUCCUCAGGCCGUAUUGGAGGGGUUGAAUGCCGUCUUGGAUCACCGAAGCUCGGUUUAUAUCCCUGAGCUCGGCCGCACCUUCCAAUGCCACCCGUCCUUUAGGAUUUUCGCUGCACAGAAUCCCCUCAACCAGGGUGGGGGAAGAAAAGGUUUACCGAAGUCAUUCGUCAACCGGUUCACGAAGGUAUUCGUGGAGGAGCUUACCACUGAAGAUUACCAGCUUGUGUGUCGCCAUCUUUUCUCCCAGCUCGGUGAAGACGCGCUUCGCGACAUGAUUUCCUUCAAUGGCCAACUUAACGAGCAAGUCGUCAUCCGAAAGACGUUCGGCAGGGAGGGGGCACCAUGGGAAUUCAAUCUCCGUGACAUCAUUCGCUGGGGAACGCUCUGCCAGUCCCAGACCUCCGGACAUCCUGGCCAGUACCUACGUACAAUUUAUUUGGACCGAUUCCGCUCACCGAAGGACCGAUCCCGCGCAUGCGACAUUUUUGACGCGACGUUCAACACGACUUCCGACGCUCUCAAGAAUCCUCCCUAUACUAUUUCCCCUUCGCUGCUGCAGAUCGGUCACUUCACUGGCGAACGUCGAAACCUGUGUGGUACACGGAGAUCGGGUCGAAUUCUGCAGCACCAGCUUUCUGCGAUAGAAUCCAUUGGCCACUGCAUCAAUCAAUCCUGGCUCAGUAUCGUGGUUGGUUCGCGCAAUAGCGGUAAAACACAGCUAGUCCGUACAUUCGCCAACUUGGCUGGCUGUCGCCUGCAGGAAAUUCCCAUCAACAACGCAACCGACACCACAGAUAUUCUUGGAAGCUUCGAGCAACUCGAUGUCCGUGGAAGGGUUGGACAGAUUCUCGGCGACGUGUUGGAAAUGGUACAACAAGAGCUUCGACUUACCACAGGCUCGAAAACUUGGUCCAUCCUUCAUGACCAAGAGGCGAAGAUGCGAUCAUUAUGGUCUUCUCUCAGCAUGAUAUUCUCUGAAGAACGCCUCCAGGACGCUCGCCAGCUUCUAUCCCAAUUGGUUCAGGCGAAUGUGUGUCCCGGCUUCACAACAUACCUUCAAGAAUUGGAACACGUACUGGAGAACAAGAACGCUCUUGGUCGCUUUGAAUGGGUAGACGGUCCUCUCGUUCGUGCCAUGAAACUGGGACACUGGGUCGCCUUGGAUGGCGCCAACCUCUGUAACCCAUCUGUCCUCGAUCGCCUCAACUCGUUAUGCGAGUCGGAAGGAUCCUUAGUUCUUAGUGAACGAGGCUUCCUGCAUGGUCGCGUACAAAUCAUCAAACCACAUAAAGACUUCCGACUUUUCAUGCUCGUAGAUCCUCAACACGGCGAAUUGUCCCGGGCCAUGCGCAAUCGAGGCAUCGAAAUCGCGCUCGUCGACUCUCCCAGCACAAACGACGAGGCCGCCGUUCGCGACCAUUUGCGAACCCCGAGCGAUGUAACGCCACAUCUGUCAAUACCCGAAUUCGACGCCGUCCGCAGAGGAAUGUCAGCGCUGCAAGUUAAUACGGACGCACCCAAGGCCCUAGGCCAAGUGCAGAGUCCCUCGAAGUCCAUCUCUCUCUCGUCGCAGCGCAUCAUGCUCAAACUCGCGUCCAGGCAUGACUGGAAGUUCUCGGUUCCUUUUAUCCUCCGUUCAUUAUCGCCGUCGACUUCCUUACUCCUGAACCGCUCCUUGCCGUUGUUGGGAGAUGAUGAAGAUACAUCUAUCCGAAACUUCCUCUUUGAUGUGCCUGACCUCAUGAACAAUCAAACGCUUGAUUUGUUCCGACGCAGGCUGUGUCAAGACCACCCUGAACUUCUUUCCUUCAAGGCAAGUCCAGUUUUGAUGCCCCUGGACCUGUUCCUAUCGACGUCAUCAACGGCAGUUCGGGACGAAUUUUCGUCGCCACACGAAUCAUUAUUCAACUAUCUGGAAUUGAUGUCGCAACACUAUCUUCUCCAAGUAGCCACCAAGUCGUCGGCCCCCGUCGCUCAAGAUAAAUUCGACAGCAGUUUUGUCUCAUUAUCAGAAGGCAUUCGAAAUCUCGUUGAUACCCUCCAAGAAGCGAUCCUUUCGAUAUUGACGGAGGGCCUCAGCGGAUCGGUUUCGUGCGCUGACGGCGCUGAGGUAGGGCUUAUUCUCCUCAAGAGAGUGAAGGAAUUACAAGAAACCUCGCAAAACUCCGUCUUCGACUUUUCCAAGGCACACGCAUCUAUCCUACAUAUCCUCGACGUCCUACAAGGCGCACCAGGCAUGUUUUCGAAGGUCGCUUCCUGUGUAGAUCGCGUGUACCAGGAGCUAAAGCUUUCCACUGGUAUCGGCUUGAUCAGUCUUUGGAAAGCAUUCUACAAGCACUACUCGGUUGAGCGUGCCAAGGUCUCGCGUUACACCAUCAGUGCCUCGCGUCCCGAAAUUGUCUCGUCGCAGCCGGUUGGACUUCGCCGGCAGAUCUUCGACGUACUGGCACUAGCGAUGCUGCGGCCUCACGCUGUUGAUGAUGAAGUUUGGACAUCUCUCGACAAGUGCGUGCCUCUACUUGAGGACGAGAAGUUGGAAGCGGCCAUUUCGGACGGAAUUGAUCAACAGUUGCUUGCUUUGGAGCUAACGGCAAUAUCAAAACUCUCCUCCGAUUUGAACAAGACAUGUGCAUCUCUUCAAACAGUGAUCAAUCUCCAUCUCGCAGACUCGAGUUCGCCCAUUGAUCGCUUGGUCCCAUACCAACAUCUCGUCUGGUCGUCGAAAAAUGAUGAGACAAGAUCUUUGGAGAACCGAGUACGGUCAAUGUCAAGUCUGUUGGAGGGUUUAUGGCUCUCCAAUCCGUCAAUCACCAAGGCCGAUGGCCCGGGUUUCCUGCUUUCACCUUUGCAUCUCCUCCAUGCUGUUUCGUCCAGUUCUUAUCGACCAAUCCCUCUCCACGGCUUGGACAGGUAUCGGACAGAGAUACGGACACGUAUUGAUGUUGCCGUCGCCCAGUGUCAAGAGUUAAUUACGCCGGCAGCCAUGCUUUCAUCUCUGUUCGCGCAGAAUUUACAUCUCAUUGCGUCAUGCUUCGACGAGCACUUCAGUCAGGGUGAUUUGGAUGGAUUCACUCGCGCUGCACAACCUCAGGACCUUAGGGAACAAAUUGCGCCUUUCCUGAAGACGACAAAUUUACCGCUAAGAACACUUGCGGAGGAGUCAUUCACGCCCUUCAUACCCUAUGUUCACUCUGAUUCUCCCGGUGCCCUUUGGCUGGGGCUUGGCCGCAUGUUGCUCACUCUCGUCGUCCCAAACAUUCCUAUCGACCCUGCGACCGUCCGAAACGCAGCGCACUCGAGGCUGAAGGAAGAGGAAUCUUACACGGAGUUGCAAGCCCUGCUGCACCGAGAAUUGGAAAAGAUUACAACCGGAAAUCCUUCCAAUGACCUUGUUGGAUAUCUCGAAUCGAAACUACAAACGAUUCGGCAGCAAUUAUCUCAAUGGCCAGCGAUGGAUAACAACCGGGACCUCUGUCGUGUCCAUCAGUUUUGGGCGGAAGUCACCCAAUUCUCCCUUUCAGUCCUUCACCCUUCGAAAACCCUACCUUUGCUCGAGCUGGCAAAAACCCAGCCAGCGCUCGCCUGUCUCCAGGAAAAGGUCAUUCAAGAAUCGUUGAACGGGUUCCUCCGUCGAAUGGAAACACUUUACGAAGAUUUCAGCGACGUUAUUUGUCCGAUCAAACUCGCUAUCCUCCAGUUCCGACUUGGUUUACGGCUACAAGUAACUCCACGUGCUGAUGUGGAAGAGGUCGUCUCGGAGCUGAGGUCGUCAAUUGUCACAUUCCCUCGAGCCUCAAGCGCUCGGCGGAUCGUGGUCGUCUCCCGAAACCGCUCCAAUGCAACCGACGUUUCGACGGAUAUCUUGCUCCCUUUAUCGGCCAUCGCGUUCGAGGUCGCUGUGGGCGUUAGGUUGACACCCAUGGUGAGAGAGGUCGAGUCGUUGUACGAGCGAGCGUACGGGGUGUGGAGCAUCGACCAGGCGCGAUCGAGAGAAGCAGAGGAAAGAUCCAAUUCCUUGUACCGACAAUCCAAAGUCGAGAGCGCAGCACCAACGGACGCGGAUCAGGAGACGCAAGAAUUCCUGGAGCUCUUCCCUGAGUUUGAGGAUGCCUUGGAGAAUACCAAAUCGGCCUCGAAAGCGACACCCGGUCUUUCUAAUAUCUUGCCCGAUCACAUCUCUUCCCUCAUGCACAUACACCUCGCCCUCUUUCAGGAAGACCACGAUAAACCUGAUGUCGAGCUGCUCUUCUGGAGACUCCGUAAAUCCACUCUCGAGACCUCGCUUCAAACCGAAACACCCAUCCUCGACAAGCAGCUCGACCUCAUUUCGCGUUCGUUCCAACUUUCCCUUUUGCAAAAGCACCGCGAGUCCCUAUUCGAUAAGCAAGGGAAGGGCAACGAACUCCCGAAUUUCUAUCUGGAACCCAACGUUGCCGAGGUUCAAAGGCUUCUCCCCGUAGUGAAGAGGAUGCACGACCGCUUGGGUGUACUGAUUCUCGAAUGGCCAGACCAAGAAGUUCUGCACCAUCUUUCGAGUUGUUGCUUGAAGGUCAUGGAGCUGGACCUUCACAGUCCUGUAGCCAAGGCUCUUUCAGCAAUGGAGCAGCUCCUCCUUCAGUCCGAGGAUUGGGAAAUCUAUGCCAAUCGCGAGAACAGUUUACAGCCUUUCCGGGAGGAAUUGAUUGCCUUGAUCGUACACUGGCGCAGACUGGAGCUUGCUAGUUGGCAAUCACUUCUUCAAACAGAAGCUGACAAGAGCAAGGACUCGGCUGGCGUUUGGUGGUUCCGUCUCUACAACGCUGCUGUCCGCGGUGUCCUUCAAGCAGCAGGGGAAACAACUGUGGAUUCAUACCUCGAGGAAUUGAUCCCCUUGAUCAAGGAGUAUAUCACUUCGAGCCCAUUAGGCGAGUACCAAUGCCGCAUGGACCUUCUCGCUUCAUUCUCCAAAUAUGUCUCCACUCUAGCGGGCACGUACGAGGACGGAGAGAAGGAGGCUCUCCUGCGCGCUUCCAACAUCCUACGGUCACUCCAUCACCACUUCCUCUUUUACUUACCGAAGGUGGUCGUUCAUUUGUCUGGAGAACGCGUCAAGUUGGAGAAGGAGAUCAAGAAUUUCAUCAAGCUGGCGAGCUGGAAGGACAUCAACAUAGUAGCCUUGAAGCAGAGUGCGAAGAAGUCACAUCACCAGCUUUACAAAAUCGUUCGCAAAUUCCGAGAGGUUCUGAAGCAACCCUCCGCGGCUUACAUUACACCUACAUUCAUCCACGACAAUCCUGUUCAAGUCAUCCCAGCCCCAACCUUCACAUCGCUCGAAACCCCAUCCCUGCUACCGGCUGACAUUCUCUCUUCAACUUCAGAACGUCUUCGCCAUCUCGGCCGCACGUACAAACGAUUCGAAGCCAUCCUUGAACAAGACAUUCGUCCCCUAGUGCAAGCUUCGCCCUUCCGGCUUCCUGAUGACUUAGCCUGCGAAAUUAUUUCCGAAAGCCGACGCCUCGCCUCAGUCACCUGUCCACCAGACAUGGAUCGGGAGAAACGAACGAAGCAUCUCAAAUCCAUCCAAAAUCAGAAACGCAAGGCAUGGUCAGAUCUUCUCAGAGGACUGAAGCGCGUAGGGUUCUCCUGUAAUCUCAAGAUCGACGUCGUCCGACAGACCAAGAGUGACGUCUGGAUUCAUGAUCGACAGCUCCCCCGGGGAACUGACGCACUUGUCGAGAAGUCAGAACAUUACUUUAAAGCUAUUCAGGGAUGCCUCCCGGCAUUGCGUUCCUCCUUGACUGGCCACCACUCUGAUGUUACAACAAGGGACGCUUCCAAAGGCAUAGCCUUUGCGGAAUUCAUUUUUCAUGUCGCACUCGACGUCAGGACAAGGUUUAUUGCUUCGCUUGAAAUCCGCGAAAAGUUGCUUCGCAUGUACAAGCGAUUAGAAACCGUCCAAGGGAAGACCCUCCGAUUCUACGACGGCGAUUUUCUUCCACACAUCCAGUCCAUCGAAGACAUCUCUUGUCGUAUCGUGGAUGCUAUGGAGGAACUGAAGAUUAGAACGAUGGAGUACUAUUCCGCCAAGGGAUUAGACAUUCCGCCCGAGCUGUAUGCGUCCGAAGAUCAGUACUUGUCGCAGGGCGUGUACACCAGAAACGCGAUCAGCGUCUUGAGGCAGAGUCUAGAUUUUUGUGAGCUUGCGUGCUUGACGGAAGAUGAACUCCAAAUUUUGGCUGAUGUCACCGAAUUCGUUAAUGGGCUGCUGGAACAGUUGUCGGCUUGGGGAAAACGAUACCCAGAUAUGGCCCAUGCUCUCAGCCCCUUCCACCAUUGGCUCCGUUCCGAGGUCAAGGCUGUACCCGCGCUCCCUCCAUCCGCGUUGGACUCUGCAACAGACAGCACGCUCGUCUCAUCGCUAAUCGAUUCCUUCCUCGUUUCGGUUCAGUCGAUCAAGGCUUUUCAUGAACGCCAACGUGCAGUAUCGGAUGAUGACAAGGAAAUCAGUCGCUCCGUCGACCAACUUCGCCAAGUCACUGCACUGGCCAAUUUCGCGGGCGUCCAGACGCAGGUUGGGCACACAGUUUCGCAAAUCAAAAGCCAAUCUGCUUUCAAUGAGAUUGUUCUCCGCGCCCUCCCUUUCCUCAAAGCUUUCAUAUCGUUUACCGACGACCAUUGCACAGUUCUCUUGUACUGGACCAAGGCUCUUCUCAAGCUUGACUAUGUCCUUUGCUCACUGGUCCAAACACUCUGUUCAAAGGGGUUCUGUGCGCCCCCGGAAGAAGCCGACGAAGCCGACGACGACAAUUCUGGGGCAGAGAACGCCGCGGACGGGGUUGGUCUAGGAGAAGGUGCUGGAAAGAACGAUGUCAGCAACGAGAUCGAGGACGAAAGCCAGGUUGAAGGUCUCCAGGGAGAUGGAGAAGACCCAGAUCAGAACGAGGUUGGAGAAGAGGACGAAAAGGGCGCUCUUGAAAUGAACGAAGACUUUGGAGGAGAGCUUCAAGACGUACCUGAUGAUGGGGAAGACGAUGAUGACGAUGAAUCGGACACGUCCAGCGAUGCAGGACUCGAUGAGCGAAUUGAAGAUCUGGAUGCCACGGAUCCUGCUGCCGUUGACGAAAAGCUUUGGGGGGACGAGUCUGGACCAGAGGAUAAAGAUAACAAGGAGCGAACGGACCAGGACCGUUCAUCGGAGACCAAUGACAAAUCUGAGAUGGCCGCCAGGGAAGGGAAGGAAGGAAGAAAAGACGAGAAUAAGGGCAAGGAAGAAGCGGAGGAAGAGGGGGAACGUAGCGAGCUGAUGCCUGAAGAAGAUACACCAAUGGAAGAGCCUGAAGGAACGGAAGAGGAUGAAGCAAAUCCUGCGGUCAGUGGUGCACCCAUGGAGGAGCACGUCCCAGAUGCCAACACUUUGGACCUUCCGGAGGACUUGGAAUUGGGUGAAGAUGGUGCUGAUGAAGAUAUCGAUAUGAAGGAUGACCUGCACGAUGACGAGGACGCGAUGGAGGAGACAAUGGAGCAAAGCGAUGUUGGCGAAAUGGAUAAGGACGUCCCAUCAGGAGAUGAGGGGGAGGAUGAAGCCAGAGACGACAAUGCUCUCCUCGAUGGUUUAACCAGCGAAACCGAUGCAGACGCGGAGCCAACAGAACAAGAAGAGCGAGGCGAGCGAGAGCAGGAUACACCUAUUGCGCCGGUAGAGAAUUCGAAUGGCACUGGUGCCUCCGACUUUCAGGAACCAGGCGGCCAGGUUUCGGGUGAUUCAGCAGCGGGGAACCCUGGAACCUCCCAGAAUGCGACAGGGCAGGGCUUUAUGUCCUCGGAGGAGAGGAAGGCAGACGAUGGACCUAGCCAGACGGAUCAACUUUCUUCGGACGCCCCUCCCGAGGCAACAGAGCAAACAGGAGCAGCAGCAUCAGGCACUCAAGAAGGCUCUAAGCAAACUCGGUCAGAAGUCAAGGAACUGCCCAAUCCGCUGCGUAGCUUGGGUGAUGCGAUGAAGGAAAUCCAACACCGUUUCGAGGAGAUCCUGAACGCCCAAGAAAAACAAGUACCUCAAGCAGCGCCUCUCGACGGAGAUCAGCAGACGCCCCAGUUAGAAUACCUUCACCCUGACGCAGAAGACGACCAGGCCAUGCAAGCAUUAGCUGCGGCCGAGGACCAAAGAACAGCCAAGCUUGAAGACCUUCAGUUUGCCCAAGACGAUGAGGCGCCUCUCGGCGAUGCUGCCAUGGAUGUCGACCAGCAUCUACCACCAGAGACGACCCAAGAUUUCAUGGAUGCUGAGCCCUUCACUCCCGAUGGCGAGUCGACCUCUCGAGCCCAGAAAUCUGACGUCGAGGGUGCUGUCGUCCAACAUGCAACCCCGUUGCAGUCAACCCUUCCAAUGCAACCGGACCUUGCCGCACCGAAGGCCGAUGACGACCAAGCGCUACUCGACGAACAAGUAGAAGUUGAAUUGCGAAAGUGGCGCGAGUCCGACCAACCUAGCGAUCGCACCGAGAACCUAUGGCGCCUGUACGAGUCGCUCACUCAUGAUCUGGCGUACGCUCUUUGCGAACAACUUCGUCUCAUCUUAGAGCCCACCCUGGCCACUCGAUUGAAGGGUGAUUAUCGAACCGGAAAGCGACUCAAUAUGAAGAAGGUCAUUUCCUACAUUGCCAGUGAUUAUACCAAAGACAAGAUUUGGUUGCGGCGCACCAAGCCCAGUCAACGAGAGUACCAGGUCCUGAUCGCGAUCGACGACUCCAAAUCCAUGGCUGAAUCUCACUCCAUUCACCUUGCCUACGAAUCUCUGGCGUUGAUAGGAAAGGCGCUUGGUCGUUUGGAGUCCGGUGACGUUGCCAUUGCAAAGUUCGGCGAAGCAGUGGAACUCCUUCAUGGGUUCGACGAUGGACCGUUCACAGACCAAGCCGGCGCCAAAGUCCUCAGUGCUUUCCGCUUUAACCAAAAGGCCACCAACGUCCUGUCCCUUCUAGAAACCAGCCUUCACGUGCUCGAAAGCGCGCGUGAGCGUCGCGCGAUGGGAUCGUCCUCCUCCACCGACCUCUGGCAACUAGAGAUCAUCAUCUCGGAUGGAAUGUGCCAGGACCACGAGAAGCUCCGCACGAUUCUGAGAAGAGCUGAAGAGAAACGCAUUAUGAUCGUCUUCAUCAUCCUCGACUCACUCCACACUGCGUCCUCCAACCAGAAGGAAGCCGGCCAACGUUCCAUUCUCAACAUGGACCGAGCGGAGUUCAAGAAUGUGGACGGUCGGAUGGAACUACAGCUGCAAAAAUACCUGGAUUCGUUCCCCUUCGAGUACUACGUUGUCCUUCGCGAUGUGGAAGCUCUUCCGGACGUUCUCUCUAGCACUCUUAAGCAGUUCUUCGAACGUAUAGCCGAAGAUUAA